Anneissia japonica is the source of this 5212-nucleotide messenger RNA. RefSeq names its product DNA topoisomerase 2-alpha-like. The transcript has 30 exons. Lineage: Eukaryota; Metazoa; Echinodermata; Crinoidea; Comatulida; Comatulidae. Gene Ontology annotation, cellular component: nucleus. Gene Ontology annotation, molecular function: DNA topoisomerase type II (double strand cut, ATP-hydrolyzing) activity; ATP binding; DNA binding. Gene Ontology annotation, biological process: DNA topological change; sister chromatid segregation; resolution of meiotic recombination intermediates. The coding region runs from base 352 to 4800 and encodes 1482 amino acids. The record is from RefSeq and is a predicted model, not a curated record.
AUCGAACAAGCAAGAUGUCCGCUUCCAUUGAUUUGAGGUGCAUAUAAUUUGAGGUUUUGUUUUAAAAUUAUGAUAUGUUAGGGGCAAUAUAUUCAAGAUAUUUACAUAACAGAGAAUCUACAGAUUCUAAUCCACCUAUUGGACUUAUUCAGAGUCUUUAUUUGGAAUUCUGACUUUGAUUUACGACGACUUUUGGCCGUGUUACAACAAAGAAUCGUCAAAACCGGCGUCGAAGGCUAACAGGUUUCAAGCAGGCGAACCUUAGGACUAGUCAAAGCAUCUGUUUCAACUGAAAGGGUCGUUUUUACAGACAAAUUAUAGCAAACAGUUGUUGAUAUUUUACUAAGCAUAAUGACGUCGAAUUCAGAAUCGGAAAAAGGUUUAAAGUGGGUGACUAUAUUUGAUAAUGAUGAUGAUGAUGCUACAGCUGAGGGAGCUCAACCAAAGCCCCAGAAAAAGGGUAACAAAAGGUUGUCAGUAGAAAGGAUCUACCAGAAGAAGACACAGCUUGAGCAUAUACUUCUUCGUCCUGAUUCAUACAUUGGAUCCACUGAACCUGUUAAACAGCAAAUGUGGGUUCAUGAUGGAGAAGAAGGCAUGGUCAACAGAGAGGUUACUUUUGUACCAGGGUUGUAUAAGAUAUUUGAUGAAAUCCUUGUAAAUGCUGCUGAUAAUAAGCAGAGAGAUCCUACUAUGGACUGUAUCAAGAUCACAAUUGAUCCGGAAAAUAAUUCCAUUAGUGUAUGGAACAAUGGCAAAGGUAUUCCUAUUGUAGAGCACCAAACUGAGAAAGUCUUUGUACCUGAGUUGAUUUUUGGCCACCUCCUCACAUCCAGUAACUACAAUGAUGAUGAGCGUAAAGUAACAGGUGGUCGUAACGGUUAUGGUGCCAAGCUGUGCAACAUUUUCAGCCAGAAGUUUAAAGUAGUAACAGCAUGUAAAGAGUACAAGAAAAAGUUCUCACAAACAUGGACAAAUAACAUGGGAAAGGCCGGCGAACAUAAGAUUGUACCUUUUGAUGGCAAAGAUUUCACAGAAGUCACCUUCCGACCAGACCUGCCUCGAUUCCACAUGGAAUCUCUGGAUCCGGACACAGUGGCAUUGUUAACAAGGAGAGCCUACGAUAUCGCUGGCGCCACUAAGGGAGUCAAAGUGUAUUUGAAUGGAAAGAGGCUUCCACUUAAUGGUUUCAAGUCGUAUGUUGAUAUGUACGUUGGCAAGAGAUUUGAUGACGAUGGAAACCCGUUGAAGGUGGUGCAUGAAGUAGUAAACCCAAGAUGGGAAGUCUGCAUCUGUAUGAGUGAGAAGGGUUUCCAGCAAGUCAGCUUCGUGAACAGCAUAGCAACGACCAAAGGUGGCCGGCAUACUGAUUACGUCACAGACCAAAUUGUCACAAAAUUAAUUCAAGCAGUUAAGAAGAAGAACAAAAGUGGCAUUAAUGUCAAACCAUUUCAGAUCAAGAAUCAUUUGUGGGUGUUUGUAAACUGUCUUAUAGAGAACCCAGCUUUUGAUUCUCAAACCAAGGAGAAUAUGACGCUACAGACAAAGAAGUUUGGAUCCACGUGUGCACUCAGUGAAAAGUUCUUUAAGCAGGCCAUGAACUGCGGUGUUGUGGAGAGUGUUAUGUCAUGGAUGAGGUUCAAAGCUCAGAGUCAACUUGACAAGAAAUGCACGUCAAAGAAGCACACUAAACUGAAGGGUAUUCCCAAACUCGAUGAUGCUAAUGACGCUGGAGGAAGGCAUUCCCUCGAUUGUACACUCAUCCUCACUGAGGGAGACUCGGCCAAGUCGUUGGCCGUUAGUGGUCUGGGGGUUGUAGGACGAGAUCGCUAUGGUGUAUUCCCUCUCAGGGGUAAAGUCCUAAACGUUCGUGAGGCCUCUCAUAAACAGAUUAUGGAGAAUGCUGAGAUUAACAACAUUAUCAAGAUCCUUGGUCUGCAAUACAAGAACAAAUACACAGAGGAGGACACACUCAAGUCCCUACGUUACGGCAAAGUGAUGAUAAUGACAGAUCAGGAUCAGGAUGGCUCUCAUAUUAAAGGACUCUUAAUUAACUUCAUACAAACAAACUGGCCUCAUUUGCUGCGUUACCGCUUUGUAGAGGAGUUCAUUACUCCAAUUGUAAAGGCUACCAAGGCUAAUGAUAAGAAAUCCUUCUUCUCGUUGCCCGAGUUUGAACAGUGGAAAUCCGAAACUGAAAACUGGAAAACCUACAAGAUAAAAUACUACAAAGGUUUGGGUACCAGCACAAUGAAAGAGGCGAAAGAGUACUUCUCAGACAUGGUGAACCAUCGCAUCCCGUUCAGAUACGCUGGUCCAGAAGACGAUGCUGCGAUUGAGCUGGCAUUCAGUAAGAAAAAAAUUGAUGAAAGAAAAGAAUGGCUGACAGAAUGGCUACAUGAACGAAGGAGAAGGAGAGAGGAUGGACUUCCUGAUCUGUAUCUGUACAACAAGGACACAAGGUUCAUCACUUAUAAUGACUUCAUCAACAAGGAACUUGUGCUCUUCUCCAAUGCUGAUAAUGAACGUUCCAUCCCAAGCAUGGUAGAUGGUCUUAAGCCCGGUCAGAGAAAAGUUCUGUUUGCAACAAUGAAAAAGUAUGAAAAGAGGGAAGUAAAAGUGGCUCAGAUGGCUGGUUCCGUCGCUGAAAUUUCGGCCUACCAUCAUGGUGAGAUGUCCCUGAUGAGUACCAUUAUCAACAUGGCACAGAAUCACGUUGGUAGCAACAACUUGAACCUACUGCUUCCAAUUGGACAGUUUGGUACCAGGCUACAUGGGGGUAAGGAUGCUGCCAGCCCCAGGUAUAUCUUCACCCAGCUCAGCCCUCUAGCAAGACAUGUUUUCAACGUUAAUGAUGAUGCACUACUGAAGAGUCAAUUUGAUGACAACCUAAAGAUCGAACCUGAAUGGUACUGCCCGAUCAUCCCAAUGGUGUUAGUAAAUGGCAGUGAAGGGAUUGGCACAGGUUGGAGCACAAAGAUUCCGAAUUUUGACAUCAGAGAGAUCAUUGCUAACUUGAAGAGGUUGAUUGAUGGUGAAGAACCUCUACCAAUGUUACCUUCAUAUAAGGGAUUUGUUGGCACUAUCGAAGAGCUGGAAACAAACAGAUACGUUGUGAGUGGAGAAGUCUCAAUAAUUGACAAUAACACCAUAGAGAUUACUGAACUACCAAUUAGAAGUUGGACACAGAACUACAAGGAAAACGUACUUGAGCCUAUGCUCUAUGGGACUGAUAAACAGCCGGCAGUAAUUCAGGAUUACAAGGAAUAUCAUACAGAUACCACUGUAAGGUUUCUUAUCAAGCUUUCGGAGGCAAAGCUGGCUGAAAUGGAGCACAUAGGACUACACAAGGCAUUCAAGAUACAAAGUACAAUAAUGACACAGAAUAUGGUCCUUUUUGAUGAGUUUGGCUGCAUCAAGCGAUUUGACAGCGUGUUGGAUAUUCUACGCGAGUUUUAUGAUUUACGUCUACGUAUGUACGUGAAGCGCAAGAUACACAUGGAGAGGUUGCUUGAAGCGGAGAGCAACAAGCUGAACAACCAAGCUAGGUUUAUCUUGGAGAAAAUCGAAGGAAAACUUGUAAUUGAAAACAAGACAAAACGAGAUAUGAUCAGCUUAUUAUUGCGCAAUGGGUACGAGAGUGACCCUGUGAAGGCUCUCAAGGAGACAAUGGAAAAUGCUGCUGAUACCGAUGAGGAUGACAUGGGGGAAGAUACUGAGAGCACGGUGUCUGCUGCUAGCUCUGGUUCUGGUCCUGAUUAUAACUAUUUGCUUGGCAUGGCGAUGUGGAACUUGACCAAGGAGAAGAAAGAUGAUUUGCUGAAGAACCGUGACACAAAAGCAAAGGAACUUGGGGACCUUCGGAGGAAAACUCCAAAAUCACUGUGGAGAGACGACCUCAAGGCUUUCAUGGAAGAGUUGGAAACUGUUGAAAAAAAGGAAAAAGAUGAUAUGGUUGAGGGAGACAAAAUUGCAAGUAAGGCUGCAGCGAAAGCAAACAAGCGUGGACAAGCCAAGCUUAAGACGAAAAUAACACUUGCUGAAACCAAACCAUCACCUAUGGGACGACGUGUUGUACCAAGAAUUGAUGACGCUAUGAAGAACAAGGCUCCAUCCAGGAAAAGGAAACCAAAAGAUGAAAAUGUCCAGAAGAAACUAUUUGUGAAGGAAGAGGUGAAUGAUGAAGUGACGGAAGAAGGGGAGGUGCUGUCACUUGCCGACCGCCUGGCUGCCAAAGACAAGUCUUCUGCCGCAGGGGCCAACAAAAUGAAACAAAGCAAGUUGAGCUUUCAACCAGCAAAAGCCAAAAAGCCGAAAAUGGAUUCUUGGUUGGAUGAUUCGGACGAUGAGAAGAAGUCGGACAAUAGUUCAUCUGAUAAACUGGAUGCAUUUGAUCUAAUGAAAGCAGCGAGUCAAAAGGAAGCAGGAACGAAGAAAAAGCCUGCUGCUACUAAGAAGACAACUACAAAGAAGACAACUAAGAAAGAAUCUAGUGCUUCAGAUGAGGGCAAACCAGCCAAGAAACCAGUCAAACAGAAGAAGGCGUUGACUAUUGAUUCAGACUCAGACAUUUCACCAGUAAAGAAACCAGUUAAAAAACCAGCUGCAAAGAAAGCCACAAAGCCCAAGAAAAAGAAGAUGGCAUGGUCAUCUGAUGAUGACGAUAACAGCGACUUGUCAUUUGAUGCUGGUAAUAACGACACCGAUAGCCCAGUUGUGCAAUCCCGUGUCGGUGGCAGAGCACGUGCCGCUGUCAAAUACACAUAUGAUGAUGACUCAGAUCCAGACAGUGAUUUUUAAAGACAUAUAUGUCGAAAUAGUCGAUGUAUAGUCCAGUAACUAAGUCAUUUGAUUUUGUUACCCAUCUUGCUUCAAGUCUUUUGUACCCCUAUUGAUGUAUUGUGCUUUUUUUGCUCUAUUUUUUUUUUUUUUUUUUUUGUACCUUGCAAUCCUUUAGAAAAAACUAAGAUAUAGGGAUUUCCCUGGGAAGUUGCCAAAUUUAGAUAAUUUCGACUCAAGUGGAAUUCAGCAAUGCAACAUAAAUAUUAAAAUUUUACAUGGUAAUUCAUGUUAAAAAUUAAAAUGAUCUUUUUCACGGCCUAUAGGUGAUGAUAUUUUGUUGUACAACUGUUGGAAUUCAACUGUUUGCACUUGGUUUAACCAUGGAGGUAUUAUUGAGAAGGAGAUCACUCGGUAACAGAUCCAUUUGACG